GUUCUCCAUUGCUUUGACUCACUCUUUUUUUUUUUUUUUUUAAUACAAACCAUUGGAUCUUACAUGCCUCUGUAUCCCUCCACUUCUACUCCAUGUCCCCAUGCUACUGUGCCAGCAACAGGGUCUUGCAAAAACUCAGACUGUUUCCCAAAGCAGAAGCACUGGAGCCCCCAGCAGAAGCGAUGGGCAGUGUGCGAACCAACCGCUACAGCAUCGUCUCUUCGGAAGAAGACGGCAUGAAGUUGGCCACCAUGGCGGUGGCCAAUGGCUUCGGGAACGGGAAGAGCAAAGUGCACACGCGACAGCAGUGCCGGAGCCGCUUCGUGAAGAAGGACGGCCACUGCAACGUGCAGUUCAUCAACGUGGGCGAGAAGGGGCAGCGGUACCUGGCGGACAUCUUCACCACCUGCGUGGACAUCCGCUGGCGGUGGAUGCUGGUGAUCUUCUGCCUGGCGUUCGUGCUGUCCUGGCUCUUCUUCGGCUGCGUGUUUUGGUUGAUCGCUCUGCUCCACGGGGACCUGGAUGCAUCGAAGGAGAGCAAAGCCUGCGUGUCGGAGGUCAACAGCUUCACGGCCGCCUUCCUCUUCUCCAUCGAGACGCAGACCACCAUCGGCUACGGCUUCCGCUGCGUCACGGACGAAUGCCCCAUCGCCGUGUUCAUGGUGGUCUUCCAGUCGAUCGUGGGCUGCAUCAUCGACGCCUUCAUCAUCGGGGCCGUCAUGGCGAAGAUGGCGAAGCCCAAGAAGAGGAACGAGACCCUGGUGUUCAGUAACAACGCCGUGAUCGCCAUGCGGGACGGCAAGCUGUGCCUGAUGUGGCGCGUGGGCAACCUGCGCAAGAGCCACUUGGUGGAGGCGCACGUGCGCGCCCAGCUGCUCAAGUCCCGCAUCACCUCCGAGGGGGAGUACAUCCCCCUGGACCAGAUCGACAUCAACGUGGGUUUCGACAGCGGGAUCGACCGGAUCUUCCUGGUGUCGCCCAUCACCAUCGUCCACGAGAUAGACGAAGACAGCCCCCUGUAUGACUUGAGCAAGCAGGACAUCGACAACGCGGACUUCGAGAUUGUGGUGAUCCUGGAAGGGAUGGUGGAGGCCACGGCCAUGACCACGCAGUGCCGGAGUUCUUACCUGGCUAACGAGAUCCUGUGGGGUCACCGCUACGAGCCGGUGCUCUUCGAAGAGAAGCAUUACUACAAGGUCGAUUAUUCCAGGUUCCACAAGACUUACGAGGUCCCCAACACGCCUCUUUGCAGUGCUAGGGACUUAGCGGAGAAGAAGUACAUCCUCUCCAACGCGAAUUCCUUUUGCUACGAAAACGAGGUUGCCCUCACCAGCAAAGAGGAAGACGACAGUGAAAACGGGCCCCCCGAAAGCACAAGUACGGACUCCCCCCCAGACCUAGACCUGCACAACCAGGCCAGUGUCCCCUUAGAGCCGAGACCCUUAAGGCGAGAAUCGGAGAUAUGACUGGUUGUGUGCCAGCGGGGAGUGGUUCCUUGUCUGGGAUUAUUAUUCACUUCACCACCACGCGGUCUGUGGGUCAAAGGCCUGAGAGAGUGACAGAGACCACAGGACUGGCUCAGAGGUCAGCGCCCCCGCCAGGGACUAAGGCUCGCCAAAAGGUUUCCAGGAAAGACUGUAAGCUCAAUGAUGGGUGGCAUGCACUCAGCACGCCUCCGGGUGACCCCCAAAGGCACAUACGUGUUGUAGAAUAAGUUAUGGGUUGUUUUUUGGUUUGUUAUUGUUUAAUGUAUCGUUUUUGUGUUUUGUGUUUUGUUUUUUUGUUUUUUUACAAAACUUGAAUCUGCAGACAAGCCUAGCUUGGAUAUUCAACUUAUCCAGAAUGCUUUUCUUUAGGGGAACAAGAAUGUUUUUAAUGGCAUAAAACAAAGGUAGCAAGCACUCUGCCUUAAUUUUUUUGAAAAGCUGCUAACUACAUGAACACAAAGUGUAUUUUUGUUGCAAGUGUAGUUUUUCUUGUGUGUAAUUUAAAAGUCAGUGUUGAACUCGGGUUGAAAGCUCACGAAGUGAUUCACGGUGGCAAGUGUUUGGCGAUUAACUGCCAAAAAGGAGAGCCUGAUUUUUCUGAGACUAGUAAUUUGUGUUAAAAUUGAUCGCUCUCUUUUUCUCUCUGUCUCUGUGUCUGUCUCUCUGUCUCUCUGUCUCUGUGUCUGUCUUUUUCUCUCUCACACUCUGGUUAUAUAAGGGCAUUACGUAACACUAGCCAAAUGGUAGCCUCUGGGUUUUAUUUUUGUUGUGUUUUUUUUUUUCUCUCCAUAAUGUUAAUGGAUUAUCUCAAAAUUUAAGUUAGACUACUUAAAAUAAAUACCAAAGAUAAUGCACACUUUUUUGCACAGUGGAGCUUAUGCUAAAAGAAAAAGAAAAAGAAAUAAAGCUCCAAGGGUUGCCUUGAAAUCAAGAGACUUUGAACUGCAGUAAGACCUUGAAGAGCCUGUCUGUUUUGCACCUUUUCUCAAAAAAAAGAAAGA
This is a messenger RNA of Dipodomys spectabilis (banner-tailed kangaroo rat), 2488 nucleotides long. It is a transcript of the gene Kcnj2, whose product is annotated as potassium inwardly rectifying channel subfamily J member 2. Gene Ontology annotation, cellular component: plasma membrane. The coding region runs from base 93 to 1466 and encodes 457 amino acids. Gene Ontology annotation, molecular function: inward rectifier potassium channel activity. The record is from RefSeq and is a predicted model, not a curated record. Gene Ontology annotation, biological process: potassium ion import across plasma membrane; regulation of monoatomic ion transmembrane transport. Lineage: Eukaryota; Metazoa; Chordata; Mammalia; Rodentia; Heteromyidae. The transcript is spliced from 2 exons.